Molecule: messenger RNA, 2111 nt
Organism: Trematomus bernacchii (emerald rockcod)
Lineage: Eukaryota; Metazoa; Chordata; Actinopteri; Perciformes; Nototheniidae
Gene: mars2
Product: methionyl-tRNA synthetase 2, mitochondrial
Exons: 3
Coding region: 262-2055 (597 amino acids)
Biological process (GO): methionyl-tRNA aminoacylation
Molecular function (GO): methionine-tRNA ligase activity; ATP binding
Source: RefSeq, a predicted model, not a curated record
CUAACCUUGACAAGCGAGCAAAACUCUUGUGCUUUUGGUAUGACGGAAAAAGCCUUGCAUUAAAUGAUUCCUGUAAAAAUAAAUCGGUAACAUUAACUAGGACUACCAGUAUUUGUCCCGACAGUUGUUGUGUUUCUCAGAUGAUCUGUUUUAGUGCGAAAAACUUCACAUUGUAGCUAGCUAAACGAAUGGCUAGCACUUACCAAAUCAUUUCUUCACUCUAUUGGUUUUCUACACGUGAAAAUCGCAUGCUUUCCAAAGAUGAGGACCCCUUUUCUGCUUGUCACUAGAAGCUGUAAGGCUAUUCACAGACUGCAACAAAGUGCAUUUGUCUCACCGGUUUCAGCUCUAUACAGACAUCAGACGAUCUCUGUGUUGAGAAAUGCAAGCACUGUUUCCUGCGAAGACGACAGGAGUUACUACAUAACGACCCCCAUCUUCUAUGUCAAUGCCUCUCCUCAUUUAGGACACUUGUAUUCAGCUGUGAUAGCUGACUGCUUACACAGGUACAAGCUACUGCAGGGCUUCAACUCAAAGUUUGCAACAGGCACAGAUGAACACGGCUUGAAAAUCCAACAAGCUGCUGAAGCUGCAGGAAAGGAUCCCCUGACAUUUUGCACCGAUGUGUCUGAGAGAUUCAAACAUCUCUUCAACAGCUGCAACAUAUCGUAUACAGACUACAUAAGAACCACUGAGCAGAGACACCAUCAGGCUGUGAAACACUUCUGGUCAGUGCUCUGGAACAAAGGGCUCAUCUACAAGGGCAGUUAUGAAGGCUGGUACUCCACCCAAGAUGAAAGCUUCCUCACGGCGUUGCAGGUCGGGGACGCUGUGGACUCAUCAGGGAACGAGAUCAAAGUAUCGCUGGAGAGUGGCCACAAGGUGGAGUGGAUGAAAGAGGAGAACUACAUGUUCCGUCUGUCUGCGUUUCGCUCUCAGCUGCUCGACUGGCUCAAAGGAAAUCCCCGGGCUAUACAGCCUGAGCUUUUCUACCAGUUUGUCCUCAAGUGGCUGCAGGAUGACCUUCCUGACCUUUCAGUGUCCCGCCAGAGAAGCCGCCUUCAGUGGGGCAUCCCGGUCCCAGGUGAUGCUGAACAAACCAUCUAUGUGUGGCUGGAUGCUCUUGUGAACUACCUCACUGUGGCUGGCUAUCCAGAUAAACACAACCAUUGGUGGAACGUGGCCCACCACAUAGUUGGAAAAGACAUCUUAAAAUUCCAUGCCGUCUACUGGCCAGCUUUUCUUCUCGGAGCUGGACUGCCGCUGCCACAAACAAUCUACGUGCACUCUCACUGGACCGUAGGAGGAAAGAAGAUGUCUAAAAGUUUGGGUAAUGUGGUGGACCCUCUUGAACGCUCAAAACAGUUCACAACUGAUGGUAUGCGGUACUUUCUUCUGCGUCAGGGUGUCCCAGACUCGGACAGUGACUACACAGACGACAAAGCUUUCAAGUUGCUAAACACAGAGCUGGCUGAUUCUCUGGGCGGUCUUCUGAACCGCUGCACAGCUCCAGCUCUAAACCCAGCUCAGGUCUACACUGCCUUCUGCCCUCAGUCCUUUCCAAGUGAACGGGGAGGCAGGGCUGUGGGUGAAGACUACCACAUGUUGGAGGCUGUGAAAAACCUCCCUGCUGUGGUGGAGCAGCACUAUGAGAGCAUGCAUGUUUACAAAGCUCUGGAGGCCAUCAGUGCCUGUGUGAGGCAGACCAACGGGUUUAUUCAGCGCCAUGCACCUUGGAAGCUGGAAAGGAGUGACAUUACAGACCAGCACUGGCUCGACACCAUCAUCCAUGUCUCCUUCGAAUGCCUGAGGAUUUAUGGCACACUCCUCCAGCCUGUAGUGCCGGAGAUUUCUGACAAACUGCUCUCCAGACUCGGGGUGCAACCAGACGAGAGGGGCUUGGCUGAUGUGAACUUCCUGCCAAAGAUUAGGGGAAUGGACUGUCCGUUUGAAGGGAGAGUCCUAGGAUCUGACACUGGAGUGCUUUUUACUCGCUUGGAAAAUCUGGAUAUAGAUAAACAAAACCAUAAGAAAACAAAGAAGGCUAAAAAGUGAAAUGAGGAACAGUUUUAUUUCCUGUACUGAUUUAAUCAAUAAAGAAAUAAAACUUC